GAGAGAGCAAAGCAGACGAGCCGGAUGACACUGGCGGCACCUGGCGAAUUACGCGGACGAUGGGGGCUCCGGAAAUUCUGCAGGAGCUGCGAAACCGCAUCCUUGGCGCCGAGGAUGACAGCCCCUUCUUAUCCGCUGCGGUCACGGAAGUCCCGAACUGCCACCUCUGGGCGCAGCCCAGCGAACAGGAGGAGGCGCCUGACUUCGCGGGUCAAGCUCGAGCCGCGAUCCUCGAGGCCUUGGGAAACGUGGCACAGCAGAAGGCCGCCUACAAGGACUGGUGUACUGCCCUCCCAGCGCAGCGGAUCUGCAUCCCCGACCUACCUGCGAGAGAGGAGGAGCAUGACAAGCCGCCUGUGCCGACCGACCUGUACGAUCGCAUGGUUGCGGCGGUGGACUCCUCGCACCAUGACGUGCCCUUUCUUCUCUACUGUCUCUGCGAGCAGGUGAACCACAACCUCCGCGGUGAUGCGCCGGAGGUAUUGGCAGGGAAGAAGAAGCGCACCCCCGAGCAGGUCAUGGAGUCGGCCAAGAAAGACUUUCAGUCGAUGAGCUCCUUCUUGGACCAGGCCAGCGACCUCCUCCUGCUGGGCAGGGACGCUCCGCGGGAGGACCAGGAGGACGUGGAGCCUCAGGGAAGCCUCAUCGACAUGGUCUUGAAGGAGGAGGCUGCUGCCCAAGGCCAUGUCGAAGAGAAGCCCUACAUUCCCGGAAUGGGCCCGCCACCAGGUGUGGGGGCAGCGUCGAGCGACACAGGGGACGAGUAUGUGAUCCCGUACUACGACCGGGUCAGCUGCAGACACGCGGGAGAUCGGCUGUCCGGGGGCAAGUCGGUGAUGCUGGAGUUAGAGCAGAUCUUGUCGCACCUGAGUGCUCCCGGCAUCAACCGGAGCGACUUCCCGAGGAGAGUGCAGAUGGACCCAGCGGAAAGGUCUGCCUUUCGAAAUCGAAUCUACAAGUUCCUACCAGGCAUGUCUGUGGUGGAGAUCGAGCGGAUGUUGAUCCUCCAGGAGUUUCAACAGCUCUUGCAUGAAGCGCAGCCGGAGCGUCAGUGGGAUCUCAAGGACCGCCUGCUCCACGAGAAGAUUCCCGCCGCCCUUCUGUGCCAGACGCUCCUGGAGGCCAGCUGCAGGGAGUACUUCGUGAACCUGAGGUAUGUGGAGCGUCAGGAUUGUCUGCUCAUCGCCAUGCACCAUCGUGCACUUCCUGGUCGCGUCCUUUGGCACUCCUGGGAGGGCGACCUCUUGGGACUCGCGCCAGGAAAGUUCAAGAACAGCCAGGAUCCUCGGGCCUGCCCCGUCCCAACCUUCAACGAUUGGUGGCAGCAUGUAUCAGGCCAUCCCAGCCUACAGCCCGGGCAGGACCUUCGACGGAGUCAGAGUGCUUCAAGAGAGGAGCUGCCGGUGGCCUCGCAGCACGACGCGGAAACGCAGAGUUUUACCAGUCUCUCAGCAAAGGAGGCGCUAGACCUUACGCGGCCCCUGGUGCCUAGCAAGGUGCUCGACAUGGAUGCCCGGGAGGUGGGCUACUGUCGCAUCGUGGAGAAGAUCUUGGUCCCCUCCGAUCGCUCUGUUAUUCUGCGCACGGCAUAUCAGCGGGGGGUUGGCGAAGCGGUGCCUCCCCUGUCGGAGCAGACAGAGGUUAAAUCGAUGUCGGUGGCCAGUGCGACGGGGGAGAGCUUCAGCAAGGAACAGCUCAGCUCUGCAACGGAUGAGGACGAGGAGGUACCUCCACCAGAACCUUUCGUGCCCGGUCCGAGGAGGGAGCUACGCACAGUUCGCGUUGUCAAGGAUGCAUUGACCUUUGGCAUGGUGACGGAUGGAGCUUGGGACGAGACCGUGGCAGCACUGAAGCUCACAGGACCCUCGAAGGAGGAGACGCCGGAAGCAUCGAAGGAGGAGGAGGAUGACGAGGCUAAGCAAGCCGAAGCUCUCCGAGUUGCACAGGGCAUCACCCACGAAGACGAGGAGGGGGCAGAGCCGAUGGAGGCGCCCCUGUUGGUUAGGGCUUCCAGCGUUUAG
Symbiodinium sp. CCMP2456 is the source of this 2021-nucleotide messenger RNA. Lineage: Eukaryota; Dinophyceae; Suessiales; Symbiodiniaceae. The record is from the annotation of a GenBank genome assembly.